AUAUCAUCGUCAUGGGUCGUGUUAAACUCGAGAUAAAGAGAAUAGAGAAUCCCGUCAAUCGACAAGUUACAUUCUCAAAACGUAGAAAUGGCCUUAUCAAGAAAGCUUAUGAGCUUUCAAUCCUGUGUGACAUUGAUAUUGCAGUCAUAAUGUUUUCGCCUUCGGGUCGUGUUAACCAUUUUUCUGGUCGGAGGAGAAUUGAGGAUGUUUUUACUCGCUACAUUAAUCUUCCAGACCAAGAAAGAGAUAAUGCUGUAAGUUUUCCAGAACUACCAUACCGCAGGGGUAUUCAGAAUAAGGAGUAUUUGCUAAGGACACUUCAGCAACUGAGGAAUGAAAAUGACAUAGCUCUUCAACUGGCCAAUCCGGGAGACAUUAACUCUGAGAUUGAGGAACUCCAACAAGAAGUUAAUAGGCUACAACAGCAACUUCAAAUGGCCGAAGAGCAGAUAAGGUUAUAUGAACCCGACUCAUUAAAGAUGUCGUCAAUGGCCGAUCUUGAAAACAGUGAAAAACACCUUUUAGAUGUCUUGACACGAGUCAUGCAGAGAAAGGAAUACUUAAUGAGCCACCAUCUAUCUUCUUUUGACCCAUCCAGUAUUCAGGGAAUACCAACCUCUUUCGACAAUGUAGGUUGGUUGCAGGAUGGGAAUCAAAACCAUGCUCAGAUUUUUGAUGCAUCUGCUCCUUUAGAUCCUCUCAGGGACUUGUCUUCCACAGUGUAUGGUUCAUUUUCUCAAGGGACAAGUUCAAAUGUUGCUGAUCCACGAGGCAUAGGAGAAUGUCAUGUGUCAAAUCCAAGUGAUGGAACCCUUCAACCAUGGCCUCAAUGUUACACGUUGUAUCCUCAUCAUCAUAUUCAACAUGACAUGGUGGGACCCGACAUGCCAGAUAUGAUGCCACAUGCACAGGUCAACAUCCCAAUCACUACCUCACACGUGGAAGCACCCAAGAAUGAACCUGUAGAAUUUGAUCAGUCUAAACAACAAUCUCAAACUCAUCCUCAUACACAUCAACAUCAGCAUCUCAAUGCCCAAUGACACAUACCAUCCAUCCAUCCUUCAUAA
Messenger RNA from Vigna umbellata (rice bean), 1067 nucleotides. It is a transcript of the gene AGL104, whose product is annotated as AGAMOUS-like 104. Gene Ontology annotation, molecular function: protein dimerization activity; RNA polymerase II transcription regulatory region sequence-specific DNA binding. The record is from RefSeq and is a predicted model, not a curated record. Lineage: Eukaryota; Viridiplantae; Streptophyta; Magnoliopsida; Fabales; Fabaceae. Gene Ontology annotation, biological process: positive regulation of transcription by RNA polymerase II.